GGUUUUUAGCGCUUGCUAAAGCAGCCCUUUCUGCUGAGGAACUGGGAAGGCUAGUUCUGAUGCAUGCUGCUCAAAGAAAAAAGGAUAUAGACAUGCACACUGUGAUCUGAUCUGAAAAUGAGACGUAAAGCUUACAAAUGGAUCAAUCCUGACAGAAAAUUACUGUCCGAUUCUGGAAGGAAAACUUAGGGUCUUUCACAGUCUCUGGGCUCGAAUACCCAUUGGAUUUACUACACGCAAGAAAAAGCAAAAUAUAACAUGAAAAAAAUAUAUAUUGGGAAAACCGCACUUAAAGCCUCUCAAAAUGGUUGUAAACUUCAGAAAAGAAGUUCAUUGCAGGAGCAGAAGGAGGACCUGCGGAAGCAGCUAUCCUAUACCACCCAUAAGCUGGAGAUGCUGGAGACCGAGUUUGACGCCACCAAGCUGUACCUGGAGACUGAACUAAGGAGGGCACAGGAGGAGCUGGAGAAAUUCACUGACAAGCUACGCAGGAUACAGAGCAGCUAUGCAGCACUACAGAGGAUAAACCAAGAAUUAGAGGAGAAGUUUAAAGAAAAGACACAGCAGUAUGAAGAGGAGAAAAGGACACUCAGUCGAGAGAUCAUCGUACUCAAUAAUCAUUUAACGGAAGCCAAAAUCACUAUUAAAAAGCUAAGAGAAGACAAUGACCUGUACAAGAAGGACUGCAACAGUGCAGCUCAACUCCUGCGCUGUGGAAAAUCCCUUUACCGAUCCCAGAUGCAGUCCAAGCUGCCCACUGAGUUUCAAGAGAAGGCAAGUUCUCACAUGGAGAAUCAUGGACAUGGGAGGAGCAAGGGCCUGUUCCACUCACCCUAUUCUGAUGCUGCGUCUGCAGUCAUUGCCAAAUUAGUGGAGAAGCCUGAGCCAGGUAGUAGCUGUCCAGUCACACGCUCGCCUAGUCCACAGCCUCAAGACCCAGACUUUCUUACAAACACUGAAAUGAACAGUAUCGAUACACUCCAACACCAUGUUGUAUACAAAUCUUCUGACCUGUACCGCAGUGACACAGCAUUAUAUUGUCCCAUGGAUGAAAGGCAUCAGGAUCGUUGGCAGGGGCGUCGGAAAAGUGUGGACCUGCAAGGCAGAAACACUGCCUUGGGAAUUCCCCAAAUCCGCAACUCUACAGACAGCAACAUGGAAGACUAUAACUUCCACUCUCAGUACAAUGAGGUGGCACUCCAUGAAGGGUCCACACCAGGCUCUAGCUCUUACUCUAGCUUUAGUGUGGCUUCAGAUGAGAAAGGUCUUGCUCCCAGCAGCACCCUAUCCUCCUCUCACCUGGCUCUAUACAUGGACUGGCGGGAUGGUGAUUACGAGUGUAAGAGCACAUCUUCAUUUGACAAAGACAGCCCCAGAUUUCCCAAGUCGCACAGCUUCCAACACAUGACCUCCAGCCCACAAAAGGGCAACGCUCCAGUCUAUAUGCGGACAUCGUCCUGCUACAGUGAGCCAUACCACUCACCACGGCUCACUUCCUCCCACAGCAUGGGCUCCUCAGGAGUGCCAAAAGACAGCUGCAGCAGCAUCCAUAUUCCUGAGGAGGAGCUAAUAGGCCAUUGGAGGCAUUUGAGUGUGGAGGACAUCAACAGCUUUUCGUAUCUCAAUCCUGGCCGCGUUUCUCCUUACAGCUUCUCUGAGCAGCACUUUGCUAUCGGCCCUUCAAAACUCAAACUAGGACCUCUCUACGGCAGUGUCCGGGAAGGAGACAGCACCUUCCAUACAGGUAUACCAGAUUCCUGCUUCUCUAACUCGCCUGGCUCCAGCUUGGCACCAAGCCCCAAGCACAGUCUGGGCUUGUCUAAGACUGAAAAAGGAGCAAUGUACCAGUCAAAUAACAGCAUCCAAGAGUGUAAGAGCAGCCUCUUCCUUGCGGGAAUCUCAAAAGACAGUGAGAGCACUGUGGGAAAUGUGAAUAAAGAAUAUGUGGAUGUAAGCCCCAAUAGCUCAGCUGAGUCACUGCACCAAACUCCAAUGGAUGCUUCCAAUGUGCGGCACUACCAGCUUCAAAGUCCAGGGCCACGGAUGAAGACUUCUCCACAGCAUCAAAAAUUCAUAAGCACAGGACUCAGUAGAAAGGACAGCCUCACCAAAGCUCAGCUGUAUGGAACAUUGCUUAACUGAGUCAUUUGUCUAGAACUGACUAACCUGACUGCAUUCUGGGGGAAAAAAAAAAAAAUUGGUGUGUUAAAUGGUCAUAUUUCGAACCUGUUGGAAAGACAAAAGGUGCAGGGUUAUUUAGAGCAUUAACAUUUGAAAUACCUCAUUCCAAAGUCAUCAUACUUGUGUGUAUAAUACAAAUAUUUUAGAAUAGAGGCUUUCAGGUCUAUAUAUAUACUUGCAGUAUUUACAGACUCAACAUUUUGCUGCGGUUACUAGCACACCUAUGCCAAGGAAUCAUUCAGUUAUAAAAAAGUCAUGUCUAACUGCAUCGCAGCAGAAACUGUAGAGCAGCAAGAAUGUGUGGGUUAUGUUACCUAACAUAGGUUGAAGGCCUCUGCUUUAAAAGCAUGUCUUGAAAUAUUUGCAUGGAGCAAAUUUCAAAGGUAUUUUCAGUUAAGCACUAGUACAUGUUUUAUGUGACUUUUUUGUGUUCUGUUUCUUAAAAGGAAUGAACAGAAUCCUUAUUAAUCCUAAUGAAAAACUUAGAGACUGUUUACAACUGCAUUCACUGUAUCUCUGUGCCAGAAAAAAAAAAAAAAAACACUUUUCCCCGCAGUUUCCCAGAAACGUUAGAUUCAAGGCAUUUGCUUUGCCUUGGUGUUCAUUACAGUUCAUUAUUAUUUAUUAAUUAUUUGCUUAUUAUUAACAUUUAUAACCUGCUGUAUUUAGCUUGAUCUACUAUGAAGGAGUAGUAGGAGACAGCAUGAGCUUUUAUCUACUUCACUCUCCAACUAAUUAAUAGUUCUUAGUAUUAUAAUUAUCUUCAACCCUCAAAGUAAAGACUUACCUUGUGGAAAGAAAGUCCAACAUUUUGCAGGAACUAAUAAGCCCAGUGGGUAUUAGGAUUGUAAAAUGAAUACUGUAGUCCUUCCAAAAAGCAAUUCUCCAUUUUAUCCCUCCUUUGGCAUAAGCUACACUGUGAACUAAUUUGCCAAUAUAUUAGGUACACCUAUACUGUAGGUAUAAUCACUGGCCAUUUUUACCUCCCAAGGUCAAAAUGACUAUUUUUUUAACCUAAGGUUGCUUAUAUUGUAGCUGCAUUUAUACAUAUAUAUGGGCCAUGUUUCCAUCUGAAGAAAUAUACAUUUUGACGUACUGUAAGAACAAGAACCUCAGAUAAACAUUGUUGAAAUGUUUGAGGCGUUUGUAGACACUUAACCACCAUACCCAUAUGUGAGUCUGCAUGCAAUUGUAUAGAAUGUCUUUGUAUAGCGUAGUAUUAAUCAUUUCCCGUCACUGGAACUAAGAGACAUAAACCUGUUCCAGCAUGACAAUGCUCCUGUGCACAAAGAUUGCUGUCAAAGAACACGAGUGUCCUGCACUGAACCCUGCCCUCAACCACACUAAACAACUUUGGGAUGAAUUGGAACAACAACUGUACACCAGGUCUCUUCUCACUAACAAUCUUGUGGCUGAAUGAACACGAAAUCCUGACAGUCAUGGUCAAAAAUCUAAUGAAACGCCUUCCCAGGAUACUGGAGUUUAGUUGAAGGACUAAAUCUGGAAUUGGACGCACAGAAAGCACAUACGGGUAUGAUGGUCAGGUGGUCACAUACAUGGCUAUUACUCACUUAAACAACUAACAAACUGGUUAAGAUCCAAAUCAGAGCAUUGUGGUUAAUUAUGGCGGUGUGGGUGUGGUCAAGCAUCAGCUGUGGACAGAGGGAGUGAAAGGCCUUACAAGUAGGUGGUACCAGAUGGUGAAGAUUGGCCACUUGACAGCCAGACUCUCCUUCUUAUACUUCUCCAGAGUUCUUGGGACAACACUGCCAUAUUUAUAAAUAUAAGAUGACCAGUGAUGUUUGAUUUCUCAAGAGCCCUGAAGAUGACCACACCCCUGCACCUGUAGCCAUUUGCCAUUUUUAAUAUAUUAUUACUUUUUGCACUGACUGAAUUUGCGAUAGAUGCUAUAAUUGACUAGUUUAUCGACUGCAAAUCAAGCAUUUGUUCAUCUCUAAUACUGUUAUAGUCUGUAGUUGUAUGCCUACAAGGUGCAUCAGCAUGUAACCAUACUGUAUGUGCUUCUAAAGUGAAAAUUUAAAUUUCUUCUUUAUACUGACAGUCCAAGUUGAUAUAGUGGCCAGUGAAUGUAGUUACAAACUUCAUAUACCUAAUAAACUGGCAACUGUGUGUAUGGUACAUCAGCUUAGAUCUUUUUAGUUGGUUUUGACAUCACCUCUGUUCUUAGAAAACUGUUUACGUUCAACACAAUUUUCCCCACCUGCUAAAUUUUCCCAGUCCUCUUCUACCUCAGAUGUCAGUUGUUUGCUUGAUGCAUGGUUCUAAACUUUUCUGAUGUGUUUGUUUAGGAAAUAAACACAGAUUAGGAACUCGGUUUUGUUUAAUGCUUGGUCUUUACCU
This is a messenger RNA of Hemibagrus wyckioides, 4542 nucleotides long. RefSeq names its product brain-enriched guanylate kinase-associated protein. The coding region runs from base 259 to 2142 and encodes 627 amino acids. The record is from RefSeq and is a predicted model, not a curated record. NCBI's taxonomy places the organism in Eukaryota, Metazoa, Chordata, Actinopteri, Siluriformes, Bagridae. The transcript is spliced from 7 exons. Gene Ontology annotation, cellular component: synapse.